AUGGUCGCCGUCAGUGACUCUGCAGUGCACGCCAUCUCUGGCGCAGCCGGUGGCUGCAUCGCCAUGGCCGUCACGUACCCGCUCGUCAACCUGUCGACGCGCUCCCAGGUCGAGGCCAAGACCAAGCGCGAGAGCACCCGCUCGGCCGUCCUCAAGGUGAUCCAGCGCGACGGCGUCGCAGGGCUGUACGACGGCCUGAGCUCGUCGCUCGUCGGCAUCGCCGUCACGAACGGCAUCUACUACCUGUGCUUUGAGGAGGCGCGCAACCUCGUCCUCAAGUCGCGCAAGAGCAGCCGCGCGACGCUCUCCAUGCUCGAGUCCAUCUUCGUCUCGGCCGCCGCCGGCUGCGCCACGUCGGUUCUGUCCAACCCGAUCUGGGUCGUAAACACUCGGCAAACCGUGCGCACGACGGUCGCGUCCGACACGUCGAGCGGUGCGUCGGCCAAGAAGGUGGUCGAGAAGCGCCGCACCAUCUGGCAGACGAUCCUCGACAUCCUUCGCUCGGACGGCCCGGGCGCCUUCUUCCACGGCCUCGGCCCGGCGCUCAUCCUCGUCUCGAACCCGAUCCUCCAGUUCACCCUGUUCGAGCAGCUGAAGAACCUCAUCCUGCGCCGUCGCGCCCUGAGGCUCACCAAGGGCUCGGCCGGCGCACCGCCCCUCACCGACCUCGACUUCUUCCUCCUUGGCGCCGUCACCAAGCUGUUCGCGACGAGCGUCACCUACCCUUACCUCACCGUCAAGGCGCGCAUGCAGGCCGGCAACGCCGUCGGCAAGUCGUACACGUCGUCGUUCGACGGCCUGCGCAAGAUUGUCGCCGCCGAGGGCCCGCAGGGCUUGUACAAGGGGAUCGGCCCCAAGCUCACGCAGUCGGUCGCGACGGCUGCGCUCCUGUUCCUCGCCAAGGAGAAGAUCUACCUCGCGACUCGCAAGGCCCUCAUCAAGACCGCCGCCAAGGCUGUCGCCUGAGCCUGCCGCCGACUCGCCUCGAGGGAAUGCGCCGUCGAGCCGAAGAGGCCGACGAGAUCUCCCUUCCCCCGUCGCUUUGGGCCCUCUCUCUCCCUCUCACUAUGUCCUCUCUUUCCGCCUGUCGGACUGUCGAAUCACAAAAGCGUUGUAUCGUCGC
Messenger RNA from Rhodotorula graminis WP1, 1123 nucleotides. RefSeq lists its product as uncharacterized. Bases 1 to 966 code for a protein of 321 amino acids. Gene Ontology annotation, molecular function: AMP transmembrane transporter activity; NAD transmembrane transporter activity; FMN transmembrane transporter activity. Gene Ontology annotation, cellular component: peroxisomal membrane. The transcript has 8 exons. NCBI's taxonomy places the organism in Eukaryota, Fungi, Basidiomycota, Microbotryomycetes, Sporidiobolales, Sporidiobolaceae. The record is from RefSeq and is a predicted model, not a curated record.